This is a messenger RNA of Acanthopagrus latus (yellowfin seabream), 1507 nucleotides long. RefSeq names its product fish-egg lectin-like. The record is from RefSeq and is a predicted model, not a curated record. The transcript has 6 exons. The coding region runs from base 187 to 963 and encodes 258 amino acids. NCBI's taxonomy places the organism in Eukaryota, Metazoa, Chordata, Actinopteri, Spariformes, Sparidae.
GUGACCGCCCCAGAGGAAGCUCUUGGAUUUCCUUGUUUGUGGGGUGCUAUGGCACAACGGAGUCAUUUCUACUGAGGAAGCCUGCAGGACCAGCUUUGGAAGAUAAGUCGCAUACCUCUUGGAUGCAGAGUAUAAAAUAAUCCAGAGAUUCACCGCUGACUACAGACCCACAAGCACAGAGGCAACAUGAGAGCUGUCGCAGCCUUUCUGCUGGUGCUGUGUUACCUGGCCGUCACUCACGCCUGGCGCUGCAAUGAGGGUCCACGGCUGUACAAUGUCAGGCAGAUCGAUGCUGGACAGGGGAAAGUGAUUGCAAGAGACACAUAUGGCUAUGUGUACUUCUUGAUUGGAUCGUCCUGGCACAGAAUGAGCACAAUUAGAUUCAAUCACGCCUCAAUUGGACCUGCAGGGCUUUGGGCAACGGGUAGCAGUGGGGACAAGAUCUACAAAUACAUAGCUGGCAACUUUGUUAUUUCCAGUGGUCUGUUGCGGCAGUUGGAUGCUGGAGGUAAUGGUCAGGUUGUGGGAGUGAGCAGCUCCUCCGCUUCCUGGUGUCUGAGAAGUGACUUGGCCUCGAGCUACAAGGGAUCUGGCUCUGUGAGCUGGAGCAACCUGUCGAGGGUCUUGAAGUACAUCAGCUGCGGAAAGUACGGAUGCUGGGGAACCGACACAAGCCAUCGGAUCUACUUCUCACAGACCUUGUCACCAACCACCUGUGGCAACAGUCGCUGGUCACAGAUUUCUGGGUCUGCAGCCAUGGCUGAAGUGGGGACAGACGGAAGCGUCUUCGUGGUGAAUAAAUCAGGGCAGCUCUACCAGAGAUUGGGCAUCAGCAGUCGCAGCCCUCAGGGUACAACUUGGACACCAAUCUCAAUGUGCAUGCCACUCCGCCAUGUUUCCUACGAUCUGGGCAACCUCUGGGUUGUGACCACCUCUGGCUUGCUCAUGAAGUGCACACACUAAUGUGGAAUGCACGCUCACAGUCCUCAACCAACAGUCUCUGUUCGUCACGGAAGAUUAUUUGUUUUUCAGGGACAAGGAUCUCUUUUGCUAAUUGUCUCCUCUUUAACAUUCUGUCCUUUCUUUAGAUUAUCCAGUUAACAGUACACAAUGAAUGAAUGAUUUCUCUCUUAAUGUAAAAGCUGUGGUGUAGCUAUUCAUCUCUCUUCCUUUUAUCAGGCUACUGCUUAUUCUGACAACAAAUACUUUAAAUCACAGUACGCAAAUUACUUCAAUAAGGUGACGGGGUAAAUUUGAUGUCAUUUUUAAAAAACAAAUCUUUGAAAGGAAUGGCAGCAACACAUAAGUAGUGUAAGGGUAACCUAAUACAGUGAAGAGAAACCUCUUAGAAACUGGAUACUCAGGCAUGUGUCACCACUUGUUGGCAGACUUUCUUCUGUGUUAAUGAAUGAUAAUGGAAGCAAUUUCAUCUGAGUUUUGUCAUUAUUCAUGCAAGAUGUUAAUGCUGUUGUCGACCUGAGGAGUGAAAAAUAAAGAAAAAGUAAAG